UCGGACACUAUAUCAACAAUAAACCAAUUCACGGAAGAGUAUGUUUUCACAAAACAUCUGACAGAGGGACAUGAUAAAGAUUCAAACCAGAUAUCUAAACGUCGUGAAGUCUUGGAACGGUUUUGCAAAAUUAUAGGUUUUAAUAUUAUACCAGGGUAUCAUGCUGCCUUUGUUCUAAAGUAUUAUGUAAAGUGUAAUAAAUGCUAUGGCGAUAUCAUAAAGAAUUUGGUUGCCAGGAUGCGUCAGCUUAACCUCAUAAACAGCACCCUGACCAUGUGGUUGGCUUUGUCACAAAUGUAUACGGACUUGCAAACUACACUUGGUGAUAAUAAACGACCUGAUGGAACUGUUAAAGAAUUUGCAGAAUUGAAGACUUUGGCCAGAUAUCUAUCGCUAAUGUUGGGGCUUGACAAAACAAAAAAUCGCGAUGCAAUUUUGGAGCUACACAAGGCUGGAAUUUUGUUUGCAGUUGAUAAAUCUGGAAACAACAAAGAGCCUCCUAUUCGGUUGCCGUUUCUAGAAAUAUUGAGUGAAUUUUCAGGCAAACUUUUGGCGCCGGAUAAAAAAGUUAUAUUCCAAAAUUUGAAACAGGCAUUGGGACGUAGUCUCCCAAACGAAGCACCUAAAGCACCCCAAUGGGAUGCUUAUAAUUAUUAUCGGCAGUCUUUAUUGGGUUCCGAAGAUGGGGCAGUCUUACUCACUCCUUCAAGGACACCCAAGAGAACCAGAAACCCUAGGAAAAACCAAGGCAGAAAGCAGAGUCGGAAACAACUUGAUUUCUCGUCUGUCGAACAAGAGCUAAAUAUUGAAUGCACCGAUUCCGAUGAAUGA
Ctenocephalides felis (cat flea) is the source of this 831-nucleotide messenger RNA. RefSeq names its product cohesin subunit SA-1-like. The transcript has 6 exons. Gene Ontology annotation, cellular component: nucleus; chromatin; cohesin complex. Gene Ontology annotation, molecular function: chromatin binding. Gene Ontology annotation, biological process: sister chromatid cohesion. The record is from RefSeq and is a predicted model, not a curated record. NCBI's taxonomy places the organism in Eukaryota, Metazoa, Arthropoda, Insecta, Siphonaptera, Pulicidae. Bases 238 to 831 code for a protein of 197 amino acids.